AUGGAAUUAUGGAACUUUUCAAAGAGUGACAGUAUCGAUGUAGAGUCAAUGUCCAACUCCAGUAGCGUUAUUCUCAAAGAAGGGAAUGCUACAAGGGAUGGUGGAAAGGAACAAGGUCAUUUGAAUCUGGUGAUGUAUGUGGCCUACACCAUCACAUUUCUAUCAUCUUUAUUCGGCAACUCAGUUAUCAUUUAUAUCAUUCGAACAGAUAACUCCUUGAAGACCACGACAAAUUAUCUGGUUAUGAACCAAGCAUGUGUCGAUAUUUUCAUAACAUUGUCUGAGCCAGUGAAUUUCCUUUAUCACAGUUUCACAGGCAGCCUAUGGCUUAGGGGCGUUAUAGGUUUAAUAACUUGCAAGGUGUAUAUGACGUCUGUAUACUCAUUGCCUGACUUUUCAGUGUGGAUCCUUGCAGUGAUUGCUGUUGACCGCUUUUACGCAGUAGUUCUUCCUUUAAGAAAGUCACCUGUAUCUCAGCAUUUAAAGAAAAUCAUGUUUAUUCUCUGGUUAUGGUCUCUCGCUUGGUCGGUACCCAUCGUUAUCGGUGAGAACUUUAUAAAAGUUGGACAAUCCUAUUAUUGCGAUUUAUAUCGUCUUGUAAAUAAGUGGACCAUCCUUAACGAUAUACAUCUCGCUGUGGGUGUCUUGUUACCUUUUCUAGUAAUAGUCUGUCUUUACACGGCAGUGUGCUACAAACUUUGGUCACGUAAAGUGCCAGGAGAAGGAGCCAAUCAGAUCGAGGCUCAGAGAAUAGCAAAAAGAGUCACCGUAAUGAUGAUUGCAGUGGUAGUAUUGUACGCCUUUUGCUGGUUCACUUUGUUUACAUUUUUCUUCUUAAAUUCUCACCAUUAUCUACAGUUAAAUGGAAUACUACUUUUCUUGGUUAUGUGGCUACCAUCUCUCUUCAGUGGCCUCAAUCCUUACGUUUACCUCACAUUUAGUCAAAAUUUUCGCAAGGCCUGUAAAAAGAUAUUGUCAAAUUGCCGUUUCCCACCUCAAGACACACAUAUUUCUGUUUGUUCACAACACAUAGAACUAAAACAGAGGUAA
This is a messenger RNA of Pocillopora verrucosa, 1050 nucleotides long. Its product is annotated as substance-P receptor-like. The record is from RefSeq and is a predicted model, not a curated record. Gene Ontology annotation, cellular component: plasma membrane. Gene Ontology annotation, biological process: neuropeptide signaling pathway. Lineage: Eukaryota; Metazoa; Cnidaria; Anthozoa; Scleractinia; Pocilloporidae. Gene Ontology annotation, molecular function: neuropeptide receptor activity.